AUGUCAGCUCAAGAGACAACGUCCACGGAACACAACACAAGUAAACAGAGCUUGUUCACGGAGAAAACAAUUUCUAAUCAAGCCAAAGAAGUUCAAGGGGCGCAUUCUUUCACUUCCAACAAGAUGAAUAAAGUAGUGGGCGUUGCAACUGUAUUUUAUCGAGAAUUAGUACCACCACAACUAACCGGUCAGGAAAGCAUAGAAGAAUUGAUCGCACUACGAAAAUUAUCGAAACAAGUGAUCGAAAAAUUUUGUGAACAAAACCCUGAUAUUAACAAGGAAUUGUGGCGAACUUUUGCUGUACGGUGCAUACUCAAAUUAAGGAACAAGGCAUUGUAUGUAAAUUUUAGAAUCCCGCCCACUGCUCAUUAA
This is a messenger RNA of Melanaphis sacchari, 372 nucleotides long. RefSeq lists its product as uncharacterized. Bases 1 to 372 code for a protein of 123 amino acids. The transcript is spliced from 2 exons. NCBI's taxonomy places the organism in Eukaryota, Metazoa, Arthropoda, Insecta, Hemiptera, Aphididae. The record is from RefSeq and is a predicted model, not a curated record.